This is a messenger RNA of Microcebus murinus (gray mouse lemur), 880 nucleotides long. The record is from RefSeq and is a predicted model, not a curated record. Lineage: Eukaryota; Metazoa; Chordata; Mammalia; Primates; Cheirogaleidae.
AUGAUGCGGUGCGGCUUCUUCACGCCGCCCGUGGCCGGCGCGCUCUUGCGGGCCGCCUUGGUGGCCAGCUGCUUCCUCGGGCCUUGCCACCGGUCGACUUGCGGGCGGUUGCUUUGUGCGGGCCAUAGCGAAACAGAACGCGAGCUCACCGACGCCGCGGCAGGGGCAGAAACGGAAUCCCGGCGGCGGCAAGCAGUCUUUAUAGGCACAGUCUUUUGCCCGAUUGGGCGGGACGCGCGCCUGCGGGAGAUCCGGCGCUACCAGAAGUCCACCGAGCUGCUGAUCCGCAAGCUGCCCUUCCAGCGGCUGGUGCGCGAGAUCGCGCAGGACUUCAAGACGGACCUGCGCUUCCAGAGCUCGGCCGUGAUGGCGCUGCAGGAGGCGAGCGAGGCCUACCUGGUGGGGUUGUUCGAAGACACGAACCUGUGUGCCAUCCACGCCAAGCGAGUGACCAUCAUGCCCAAGGACAUCCAGCUGGCCCGCCGCAUCCGCGGGGAGCGGGCUUAAGAAACGCGCGCUCGGCUCUAGGUUCCAUCACAUCCAAAGGCUCUUUUCAGAGCCACCCACAGCAGCACUCGGAAGGAGCUGUAUCGCUUGCCCUCCGUGCUCUUCCCUCCGGCCCUAGAACGGGGAAAGCGUUAACUAGUCAGCCUCCGGGUGAAGUGUUGGAGGUCAGGUAUCGGUCCAGUCCCUUCCUGCGGUGCCAUUUCGGGCUGUAACGGAGUUCGGUCAGCUUGCUUGUGUGGGCCGGCGAGGUUGCCGCUGCGUCCUUGCGCGCGGCCGGGACACGCAGGUUUGCACCUCUGGACGGCCGCUGGCCCUCCCACAGCGGCCGGCCUGAGGCGUCUAAUUCUAGGCGACGGCGGCGCAGAAUUGGUAU